UGUUGAAAUUAGCAAUAAGAAGUUUAAUUUGCUCUUAGUGGGUUUAAAACGAGUUUCCUGGGAGCAUUUAACUGGAUUUCAGAUAUUUUUACUCUGAGUGUAUAAAUGUACAGGAAGUUAACUGAUAUUUUAGGAGGAUCACGUAGUUUAACUGGUUUUAAGGUUUCUUAAUGGGAACAGACUCAGUUUCAUUGCCUCUUGGCAGGUUUAUGUGAUUUUACUGGAAUUAGAGGGUUUGUUUGGGUCUGACUGGUUUAGAUGGUUCAGGCUCAGUGAAACAAACACUUUGCUGGUUAUCUGGAGUUUGUUGAAGGAGCUCUGAGUGAAGCUGUGUGAGUCCUGAAGGUGGCGCAGCAGCGAGCACCAGCUGGUCCUGGAGAACCUUCAGCUGUGGCUCCGCUGACCUGCGGGGGGCGCUGUGAGCCAGAGAAACAACACGUGACCGGGCAGGAGAGCUGCGGGUGUUUCAGUGUGUGAGGAACAAAGUUGAGCUGUGAAUAAAAACCUCCGUGACGCAGAACAAACCUUUCCUCCAUCAAAUCAAAGAACUCCUUAUUUAAACUACAUGAAAAUGAUCUUUAAACACAGACAGUAUUUGGCCUGUAUUUUAUUAUAACUUUAUUUUUUUUAUUUAUUUCCUAUUUUCAACUCAUUUUAACCGGAUUUGUACAAUUUUGUUGUGUUUUUUAUCUCGCGGUGUUCAUUGACGCCGCUGUCUGUCCUGCGGUGUCUCCUCUCCUCCUGCAGGAGGUGCUGUGUCUCUUCUCUAACUAAAACGGACGUGACGUCACAGCACGGUAGCUCUCCUCACAGCUAACUCGGAGCUUGGCUGGAGCAAAGAGACUCGCAGCAGCUCAGAGAAACCCGAACACCGAGCCUUAGUUUGUCCCUGUGACCGGACCGUGCCGGAUUCAGACCGCAGGAGAAGCAGCUGCCCGCAGAGAUGCCUGAAACUGAGACGUACUCCAACCCUCUGGCUCCUGAGGGCCACGACAUGGACGACCACCGAGCUGCAGCUCAGUCCAAACUGACCAAUGAUGACUUCAGGAAGCUGCUGAUGACGCCGCGGGCAACGCCCUCCUCGGCCCCACCCUCCAAGUCCAGACAUCAUGAAAUGCCGAGGGACUACAACGAGGAUGAGGACCCCGCAGCGAGGAGGAGAAAGAAGAAGAGUUACUAUGCGAAGCUGCGUCAGCAGGAGAUGGAGCGUGAGCGCGAGCUCGCCGAGAAGUACCGAGACCGAGCGAGAGAGCGGCGAGAUGGCGUCAACAAGGACUACGAGGAGACCGAGCUCAUCAGCACUACGGCAAACUACCGAGCUGUCGGGCCGACCGCCGAGGCCGAUAAGUCGGCAGCAGAGAAGCGGCGUCAGUUGAUCCAGGAGUCCAAGUUCUUGGGAGGUGACAUGGAGCACACUCACUUGGUGAAAGGUCUGGACUUCGCCCUGCUGCAGAAGGUGAGAGCUGAGAUCACCAGCAAGGAGAAGGAAGAAGAAGACAUGAUGGAGAAGGUCCAGAAAGAAGCCAAGAAGGACGUGGAGCCCGAGGAGAAGAUGGAGUUUAAGACUCGUCUGGGCAGGAACAUCUACCGCGUGGUGUUCAGGUCCGGCGUGACCGAGAGGAACGAGCUCUUCCUGCCCGGCAGGAUGGCGUACGUGGUCGACCUGGACGACGAGUUCACCGACACCGACAUCCCCACCACGCUGAUCCGCAGCAAGGCGGACUGUCCCAGCAUGGAGGCUCAGACCACCCUGACCACCAACGACAUCGUGAUCUCCAAGCUGACUCAGAUCCUGUCCUACCUCAGGCAGGGAACCCGCCACAAGAAGAUCAAGAAGAAGGACAAAGGUAAACUGGACGAUAAGAGAGCUCCAGAGGCUGAUCUCAGUAUCUUUGAGGACAUCGGGGACUAUAUCCCAUCCACCAAACCCACCAAAGAGAAAGAGCGUCACCGGGACAGAGACCGGGAGCGUGACCGUGACGACGACACCAAGAGCCGCAGACACACCUACUUUGAGAAACCGCGAGGCGACGAGCACCAGGUGAUGGAGGUGGACACAGGUCCAGGAUCAGUCAGAGACCAGAUCAAGAUGAUCAAUGAGAAGUUUGCAGGAGCAGCAGGCAGCCAAUGGCAGAGCCAGGAGCCUGGCUCUCAGAGGAGAGACUCCAGUAAGGAGCAGCUGGGAGAUUUUUUUGGAGGAUCAAACUCAUACGCAGAGUGUUACCCUGCUACGAUGGACGACCUGGCCGUGGACAGUGACGAAGAGGUGGACUACAGUAAGAUGGACCAGGGCAAUAAGAAGGGUCCUCUGGGCCGCUGGGACUUCGACACUCAGGAGGAGUACUCGGAUUACAUGAACAACAAGGAGGCGCUGCCCAAGGCUGCCUUCCAGUACGGCAUCAAGAUGUCUGAAGGCAGGAAGACACGACGUUUCAAAGAGACCAAUGAGAAGGCAGAGCUCGACCGCCAGUGGAAGAAGAUCAGCGCGAUCAUCGAGAAGAGGAAGAAGAUGGAGGCUGACGGGGUCGACGUGAAGAGACCAAAAUACUGAAGACGCCCCGCAGACCCAGCAGCUAAAUCGAUCGUGUAUCGAUCGGCUUCAUGUUAGUUUAGAAACAUGUAAAUGUACAGAGAUGCUGUGAGGUCAGAGAUCACUGACCCUGAUAAGUGUGUAUUGUUAUUGAUUAGCUGUUCUUAUUGAUCAGUUUGUUUUGUGAGAAUAAAAACAUCCAAACAUC
Molecule: messenger RNA, 2738 nt
Organism: Haplochromis burtoni (Burton's mouthbrooder)
Lineage: Eukaryota; Metazoa; Chordata; Actinopteri; Cichliformes; Cichlidae
Gene: ik
Product: IK cytokine
Exons: 20
Coding region: 944-2551 (535 amino acids)
Biological process (GO): mRNA splicing, via spliceosome
Cellular component (GO): nucleus
Source: RefSeq, a predicted model, not a curated record